Molecule: messenger RNA, 814 nt
Organism: Malania oleifera
Lineage: Eukaryota; Viridiplantae; Streptophyta; Magnoliopsida; Santalales; Ximeniaceae
Product: defensin Ec-AMP-D2-like
Exons: 2
Coding region: 205-438 (77 amino acids)
Biological process (GO): defense response
Source: RefSeq, a predicted model, not a curated record
AGAGAUUUUUUUUUUUUUUUUUUUUUGACAAGAAACGUCUCUAAAAUUUUUAAAACUUUACAUGAUGCAUUUUGGUUAAGAAUCUUUGCGUGAAACCCUUAUAUAAGGAACUCCACCUACCUUUGCAAGUCCUCCAACCCUCUUAGCGUUUCCACUGCUCUCUCUCUCUCUCUUCGUGUUUCUCUCUCUCACGCACAGAAAAAGAUGGAGCGCUCAAUGAAGCUGUUUUCGGCUAUUUUUCUUGUCCUGGUUCUUCUCAUGGCGACUGAGAUGGGGACGGAGGUGGCGGAGGGAAGGACGUGCGAGUCGCAGAGCCACCGGUUCAAGGGGACGUGCUUGAGCGGCAGCAACUGCGCCGCCGUGUGCCAGACGGAGGGUUUUCAAGGUGGCAAAUGCCGUGGCUUCCGUCGCCGCUGCUUCUGCACUAGACAUUGUUAAUCUUCACCAUACUUCACUUAUUACUUUCCAUCCAUCCAUCCAUCAGUAGCUACUUUUUUUUUUUUUUACCUUAAUUAAUCAACUUAAGAGUUUAAGAACUCCAUGGACCGCAUUUGCAUGCUUGUAUUAUUUUAUAGUAUGUGGUGACGGAGAUAUGAUUUCAUCGAAUCAUGUCUCCCGUUUACAUAAUCUACUUAUUGUCUGCGCCUCGCGCGCUGCCUAUGAAUAACGUUCCAGAUCGAGUAGUACUCCUUUGGCCUUUAUCUAUCUUAAUUCAUGUUUGGACUUAAUUACUCCCAUCUGCAUCUUCAAAUAUUUCACCUUUCUAUAUAAAUUCAGUGUAUGCAAUGCUUCUUAAUUUUAAUAAUUAUACUCA